This is a messenger RNA of Lecanosticta acicola, 1997 nucleotides long. The record is from the annotation of a GenBank genome assembly. Lineage: Eukaryota; Fungi; Ascomycota; Dothideomycetes; Mycosphaerellales; Mycosphaerellaceae.
AUGCUGGGUCUCCCGCCUUCCGCCACUUGGGCGGUCGCGCUCGUUGCGCUGACUGUAAUCAUUCGCUUCUUCAUCCGUCUCCACUACCAGCGCUCCCUCUUGAAAGGCCUGCCCGGACCACCAAGAAGCUAUGCAUUCGGAUCCCUGAUUUCCAUGGGCAAAGCCUUCGCCACACAACCGCCAAACGCUGCUCCUCAAGCAUCCUUCCGAGCGCUCAAAGACUACUACGAUCUGCCGGACACCUACUAUGUUGAUACAUGGCCAAUGGGUCCACCGAUCAUGAUCAUCAACGAUCUUGAUAUCUACAACGAGAUCGCCAUCAAGAAUUCACACCCGAAGCAUCCACUGACCGACGACUUCAUGCAAUAUUUCGGAGGGCCAGGGUACGAGAGACAGGAUCCGUGUACGAACAAUGGCUAAUUGCCUGUAGCAACCUCGUCACUAGCGAGGGUCAGACGUGGAAGAAAUGGCGAGCCGCCUUCAACCCCGGCUUCAGUACCUCUCACCUCAUGACCACCGUCCCGAUGAUUGUCGAUGAGUGUCAAACCUUCUGCGACAUCAUGGCUGAGAAUGCCCGGAACAACACAGUCUUCCGCAUGGAGGUGGCCACCACCAAGUUGACAGUCAACAUCAUCGGCAAGAUUGUCCUAGACCUUGACUUCAACGCUCAGAGGGGACGGAACGUGAUGCUGGAUGCUUUCAACAGCCAGACGAGCUGGUCAUAUCUGGGUGUGCAAUUCCAGCCAAGCGAGCUCUGGGACAUCCGCAGACCGAUCAUGCUCAAGUACAACAACUGGAAAAUGAACAAGUACCUGAGCGAUCUCCUAGACAAGCGCUUCGCCGCUCGAACGAGCGGAGGCAAGACGAAGCACGUCGUCGACCUGGCCCUCGAGUCGUACAUGAAAGAAGUGAAGGGUCUGGAAGGCAAGGCCGAAGACAUCAAAGAAGUGGACCCGGAAUUCAAGCAAUCCGUCAUCAGCAACAUGAAGACCUUCAUCUUCGCCGGCCACGACACCACAAGUAGCGUCCUUUGUAAGUGAGGCGAUUUCCCGGAGGGUUUCCCGAUAUGCCUUCGACACCUGCUCACCUUCUACCCCUUGCCUUGUAGGCUAUGCCUUUUACUAUCUGAGCCAACAUCCCGAUAUUCUCGCUCGAAUCCGCCGAGAACACGACGAGGUCUUUGGUCCCGACCCAGACCAAGUCGCCGACAAGCUACGCAAGGAGCCUCACCUCCUGAACAAACUGGACUAUACCCUCGCCGUCACCAAAGAGGUGCUGAGAAUCCAGCCUCCAGCGAGCUCCAUCCGAGCAGGUCUCCCUGGGUAAGUCUCUCACCCAAUCUUACCAUGUCCUCCCCCAGUGGAAGCUUGUUGUCUUCUUGAGAACCCUAGCAACAUUCAGGAGACUCGAGACAACCUUGGAAUCUGCCAAGAAAUCUCACCAGUCCCGACGCAUUCGCACCCGCUUCCGAGAGCCCUUCACAUGCAAGCACACCAGCCAAAAAAACCCCCAAACGCUAACCCAAAACCCCCCUCACUCCCAACAGAGAAUUCCUCCACAACCCGGAAACAGGCGAACGCUACCCGACGGAAAACUUCAUGCUCUUCCUGCUCGACACCGGCCUCCACCGCCACGCCAAAUACUUCCCCGACCCACACACCUUCAACCCGGAGCGUUUCCUGCCUGGCUCGGAAAUCUACAAUCGACAGACGCACGCCGCGUGGAUCGCCUUUUCCAAAGGGCCGCGGAAUUGUAUCGGGCAGGAAUUGGCGCUGAUGGAGACCAAGGUGAUUCUGGCGAUGAUUCUGAGGAGGUUUGAUUUCGUCGCGGCGUAUGAGGAGGUGGGCGAGUUGGCCGGGGAUGGGAGUGGGUAUCCGAGUCUGAGGAAGGGGGUGCUGAGGCAGUUUGGGGAGAGGGCGUAUCAGGUGCAGAGGGGGACGGCGAAGCCUUCCGAGGGGAUGCCUUGUCGGUUGAGAGAGAGGAAGGUCGCUAGGUGA